AUGGCGCUCGAAGAGUACACCUACGUCUUCGUCAUCGGCACCUUGUUUGCCAUGCUUGAUGCCUACAACAAUGGCGCCAACGACGUUGCAAACUCCUGGGCCACCAGUGUCUCCUCCCGGUCCAUCUCCUACAGGCAGGCCAUGAUCUUCGGCACCAUCUUCGAGAUGCUGGGAGCCAUCACCGUCGGCGCCCGCACCGCCGACACCAUCAAAAACGGCAUCAUCCCCAACUCAGCCUUCAAAGGCGACGCUGGCGUCCAGAUGCUCGCCUUCACCUGCGCCCUCGCCGCCGCCUCGUCGUGGGUCAUGUGGUGCACCCGCCACUCCGCCCACGUCUCGUCCACCUACUCGCUCAUCUCCGCCGUCGCCGGCGUCGGCGUCGCGACCGUCGGUGCCUCCAAGGUCCAGUGGGGUUGGAACGACGGAAAGGGGCUCGGCGCCAUCUUUGCCGGCCUGGGCAUGGCCCCCGUCAUCUCGGCCGGCUUCGCCGCCACCAUCUUCAUGCUCAUCAAGCUCGUCGUGCACAUGCGCAAGCGUCCCGUCGAGUGGGCCGUCUGGACCUCCCCCUUCUUCUUCCUCAUCGCCGGCACCAUCUGCACCCUAUCCAUCGUGUACAAGGGAUCCCCCAACCUCGGCCUCAACAAGAAGCCCGCGUGGUACGUCGCUGCCGUGACCAUGGGCACCGGCGGCGGUGUCGCGCUCCUCUCCGCCAUCUUCUUCGUCCCCUUUGUCCACGCCAAGGUCAUCAAGAAGGACUACACCGUCAAGUGGUGGAUGUUCGUCCAAGGCCCCCUGCUGUUCAAGCGCCCGGCCCCUGCCGAUGCCGACCGAGCCAAGGUGCCCAACUACGCCGUCGUCCAGGACGAGCAUGACGACCAGACGCUGGCCGGCUCGCCCAUGUCUGUCGGCGAGGAUGGCACCCACAAGGCCGUUCCCGCCGAGGCGCCUCUGACGGAGCCUGCUCAGGACCACGAAAAGCUGGCCGCCAAGGCCGAGGCCACGCAGGCCACGUACAAGGAGCUCGUCGCGCAGGGCGAAAGCCGCUUCCACGCGCGCCUCAUGGAGAAGCGCGGGCCCUUGGGCUGGGCUAUGCGAACCCUCCGCGACAACCCCAUGGGCGCCGGCCAGAUGUACGAGCUCCACAACAUCAAGAUCCUCGCCAAGCGCAUCCCUGCCAUGGUCGUGGUCGGCGCGCUCUACGGCCUGCACUACGACAUCCACGCGGCGCAGACGGGCAUCGCCGGCACCCCUGAGGGCGACCGCAUGCAGCGCGUGUAUGCGAACGCCGAGAAGUACCCCAACGAGGUCGAGCACACCUACUCGUUUGUCCAGGUCCUCACUGCCUGCACCGCCUCCUUCGCGCACGGCGCCAACGACAUUGGCAACUCGGUCGGCCCAUGGGCCGUCAUCUACUCAGCCUGGUCUACCGGCAACGCGGCUGCCGCUAAGGCCCCCGUGCCGGUCUGGCAGCUUGCGGUUCUCUCGGCCACCAUCUCGCUGGGUCUCAUCACCUACGGCUAUAACAUCAUGAAGGUCAUGGGUAACAAGAUUACGUACCACUCUCCGAGCCGAGGGAGCUCCAUGGAGAUGGGUGCCGCCAUCACGGUCCUGGUCUUCUCUCAGUUCUCCCUCCCCGUGUCGACGUCCAUGUGUAUCACGGGCGCGACGGUCGGUGUCGGUGUCGGUCUGUGCAACGGCACGCUCAAGGCGGUCAACUUUCAGCGAGUCGGCCUGCUGCUGCUGUCGUGGAUCAUGACCAUUCCCAUCGCCGGCACCAUCGGCGGUGUGCUCAUGGGGCUGUUCCUCAACGCGCCCCAUUUCAAGUAG
Purpureocillium lilacinum is the source of this 1827-nucleotide messenger RNA. The record is from RefSeq and is a predicted model, not a curated record. Lineage: Eukaryota; Fungi; Ascomycota; Sordariomycetes; Hypocreales; Ophiocordycipitaceae.